CUGAGAUUUUGUGACGGCUUCCCAACUUUACGACAACCACUAUGGCGGCUGCCGGUGGUGGAUUUGAAAGUGAGAGGAGCGUCGACGAGCGUAAAGAACAGACCCGGAUUGCCAGGACCGAGGUGUUGCGACAGGCUAAAGCCAAUUUUGAAAAGGAAGAAAGGCAUAAAGAACUUAAACGACUUCGGGAUAAGGAAACAUGGAUGCUACCUGAUGUGAAUAAGCGAGUUGAACAGAUCUCACAGGAACACUGUGUGAAGAAAAAGAAGAAAAAAGACAAGCAUUCAAGAAAAGUAAAAAAAGAGAAGAAAAAAAAGAGCAAGAAACAAAAGUGUGAAAAAAACAAUGAGUCAACUGACAGUUCAUCAAGCUCUGAAGAUGAGUGGGUUGAGGCUGUUCCCUCCCACACUACUGGCAAGGAAAAGGCCUGGAAGGUGAAAGAUGAAAAGUCAGAAAAAGAAGACAACCAAGUUAUUCAGAGGGAUGAAUGGAUGACUGUUGAUUUUAUGUCUGUUAAAACUGUGUCAUCAUUAUCACUCAAAGCUGAAAAGGAAACUAUAAGGAAAAUAGAGCAAGAGAAAACCCAAGCACUUGAACAGUUCAGACUGCUGGAAAGAGAAUUGAAUCCAUACUGGAAGGAUGGUGGGACAGGUCUUCCACCAGAAGACUGUAAUGUGUCAUCAGUUACUAAAGUAGUAGAAGAUGGUGGUUUAAGCUGGCUAAGGAAGUCUUACCAAAGAAUGAAGGAACAAGCUGAGAAACAAAAUAGAAAUUUUGAAGACAUUGUAGCUGAAAGAUAUGGGUCAAUGGAAAUCUUCCAGUUGAAAUUAAAAGAAGCUGAGAAAACUGCAUUUAUGAAAGAAGACUGUAGACGAGAACGGUGGAGGAAACCAGCAUACUCAGAUAGAGCACAAAGUACUCAGGAAAGUAGAAAAUCAGACUCGGUAAAAUAUAAUAAAAGUUCAAGAGAAAGAUAUAAUACAACAGAUAUUGCAAAGAAUAUCAAUAAAGAUAAGUUUAGUGGUGAUGAAAAAGAUAGUAGAUCUGGGUCUUUAGAAGCAUGUAGAAAAGAAUCCAGUCCAAAACAAAAUCAAGAGUUUUCUUCUCAUAUAAAUUUGAGACCUAAAUUCUUAAGACCCUCUGAUGAACUGUCACUUCAUAGCAAGAACAGAAAUUUUGAACCAUCUAGUUCAUCUUCAGCACUGGUCUCUCAGGGUUCUGUACAUUGUGGUUUUCGAAAAUCCACAGAGAACAGUGAAGAAAGUUUAUCAUGGUGGAGUCGAUCUGAUGGGAGAGAAGGAGACAGGAAAAAUUCAAAUCGAAAACCAUUAGAAACCAGUCACAGUGUUGACCGUGGACAAGUUUCAGAAGACGUGAGAGAAAAAUCACAGGGUGAAAGCUUGAGAGAGGACUCUCUGAAAAAAGAACACCUACAGGAUACAAAGUCUUCGCUUGCUGGGAGUAGUCCAGUGGAUGACUCUAUCCACAUCUUGAGUGUUGAUGAGAAGAACAAGUUGGGAGCCAGGAUUAUCAAGGCAGAGAUGAUGGGAAAUAUGGAAUUAGCUGAACAACUUAAAGCCCAACUUGACAAGGCAAAUAAAUUCGAAGACAACAUAAUGCAGAUAUCAUCAAAAAAAUCUGGGGUAGAGAAUGAAGAUCAGGAAGAAGUGAUCCUUGUCAGAACAGAUCAUUCUGGAAGAGUCUGGCCUGUGAACACACCACGAAAACAUCUGGAAUCUAAAGGAGGAAGAAGGAAGAGACUGAUUGCUUCAACCUAUGAGGAAAAAGAAAGGGUCAGAUACUUUCAUGAUGAUGAUAUUCUAAGCCUAAAUGAUUUAGUCAAGAACGAAAAGAUGGGAACAGCAGAAAAUCAAAACAAACAUUUUAUGAAAAUGACAUCUAAGUUUAUGGGAAAAACAGAUGGAGACUAUUACACUCUGGAUGACAUGUUUGUCUCCAGAGCAGCUGAGAGAGAAUGUUUUGGUGAAGAGGAGGAGAAUCAGAGGAAAAAAGCUAUUGCUGAGCACCGGAGUCUUGCUGCACUAAUGGAAAAAUGUCUGUAUUGUUUUGACAGCUCUCAAUUUCCCAAGCACCUUAUUGUUGCAAUAGGUGUUAAGGUUUAUUUAUGUUUACCCAACUUACGAUCUCUUACUGAAGGGCACUGCUUGAUAGUCCCUUUGCAGCACUAUAGAGCAGCUACCUUAUUGGAUGAAGACAUCUGGGAGGAAAUUCAGAUGUUUAGAAAAUCAUUGGUAAAGAUGUUUGAAGAUAAAGGAUUGGACUGUAUCUUUUUAGAAACAAAUAUGAGCAUGAAGAAACAGUAUCAUAUGGUUUAUGAAUGCAUUCCUCUCCCAAAGGAAGUGGGUGAUAUGGCUCCCAUCUAUUUUAAGAAAGCCAUAAUGGAAACUGAUGAAGAAUGGUCUAUGAACAAGAAAUUGAUUGAUCUCUCUUCAAAAGAUAUCAGAAAGUCUGUACCCAGAGGCUUACCUUACUUCUCUGUGAAUUUUGGCCUCCAGGGAGGGUUUGCCCAUGUCAUUGAAGAUCAACGCAAAUUCCCUUAUUACUUUGGAAAGGAAAUCAUUGGUGGGAUGCUGGAUGUAGAACCAAGACUUUGGAGAAAAGGGAUCCGAGAAAGCUUUGAGGAUCAGAGGAAGAAAGUACUGCAGUUUGCUCAGUGGUGGAAACCAUUUGACUUCACCAAAAGUAAAACAUGUUGAGACAUACCUUUCAUUUUUUUAUGUCCUCUUCAGAUUUCUUUCAGUUUUAUUUCCAUUGCAUCUAACUAAACAACUGACCAUCAGGUAAUAGGAAGAGAGUCAUGAUCUGGUUUUAUGACAACUGCAUCAUUGGAUUGUGUCGGUUUCCUUCCCCACCUGCUCCUGUGGACUUCAUUGUAGUAACUGUGGAGCAAGACCAGUUAUGUUGUGUGACCUGUUCUUGUCCUGUUCUGUACCUAUGUCUUGGUAUUCUGAACUAUUUAUAUUAACAUAUAGAAAGACUUUUCUGAAGGAUUAUCUAGGAAGUAUAGCAAAUCAUUGCUUCAGAGGGAAGCGGGUCUGCUUCAAGUUUAAGUCUGCUGACUAGCUUCUUCUGCAUUUUUUAAACUAAGAGUUGGCAUAUUUAGUAAUAAUUGAAAUUUCUUUUCACAGCAUUUUAUAGAAGCUCUUAAUUUUCUACCAAUAGCAUAUAUAUUACUACUAUUCUUUUUAUUAAAGGAGAAAAGAAUGUCCCGAAAGUAAUUAAGAAUUAAAUAAGGUAUAUAACAUGUUCAUGAUUUGUUUUUAUUUCUGCAUUUUUAAAUAGUGUCUUUGAAUUUUGGUGAUUUUAAAAGUAAUUGUUCCAAAAAUUACAGUUUACAGUUGUUUGGGGUUUGUAUGAAAGUUAAAAAUUUUAGCCAAAUCAUCAUUUUGGGGUUGUAUUGAUUAUUACAAAAUCUUAAGUAAUGUGAGUAUUUUUAGUGUCAGGAACACAUUCCGUUGUCCCAUUUGAUCUAAGGUUCUUCAUUUUCCUUUAUUCUUACACUUGGUGUGAAGAGAAAAACCCUAUACAUAUAAAAUAUGGCCAUGGCCUCUCAGAGUGUUCUUACUUUAUUUUUUAUAUGGAAGAUAUUUUUGUAGUAACCCUUUUUCAAAGAUGUUGAUUUUUUUGGAGCGGAACCUUGACAUUUUGUCAUGAAAUGUUGAAUACUUAGAAUCAAUGUGACAUGUACUCUACAGUAACUCCUAACUCGAUGUAGUUAUUUUUAAUAUUGACAUCUCAUUUCUUUAGUAUCUUGAAAAAAGAGAAAUGUUUAUGUUCUGUCUGCAGUUUUAAAAUUUUAAUAGAAGUUGGAAGUUUAAUGGUUUCAGGUUCUCAAUAUUUGCAAAUUGGAUUUAAGUUAUUAUCGCAUUGAUACUUGAUAGUAUUUUAUUUAUUGCUGUUUUCAGACUCUUUUGGCCUUGCUGCAAAGUCUCAGAGGAAUCUUUAACAUUCAUUUAUUCAAUCAGUGAGUUAACAAACAUUUGUUUGCAGGGCAUUUUGUUGCAUACUGGUAGUACAAAAAUAAAAAAUACUUCCUAUACCUUAAAUUAUUUCAUAGUUUAGUGGUGCAAGAGACAUGUUCAAAAAUAUUUGCAGCAGAAUAUAAGUUCUAAUGCAAGAUAUGUGCCAAGUGUAUUCAAGUACAGUGCUAAAGGACUAUUUAUACCUCCUCUGUUUUCAUUCUUAGCUGAUGAAUCUUGCUUCCUGUUUUACUGAGAAAAUAGAACUAAAUAGAAGGGAGUUUCUACCACAUCUAAUUAAUAUACCUGCAUCUGUACCCAUGUACUCUGCUUUUCCUCUUGAUAACUAUAGGUAAAUUAUUUUGUUGUCCUUAUCUAGAGCUAGUCAACUCAUUUAUGUACUACUAGAUUUCAUCCUUUUUCACCUACUCAAAUGCCUCUACCCUCUGAAUUAUUAGAUUUUUUCCUCUCUAUAAGAUUAUUUCAAUUAGCAUACAAAACCUUUUAUAAUAUAUCAACAACAAGCCCUGGCAUCAUACUCCCACCCCUAGCCAUUUCUCUUCUCCAGUUGACCAAAAUUCAUUAAAAAAAAAUCUGUUUCCUUUCCUUCCAUCUUCUUCCUGUUCUCAUUAGUUAGACUUCAUCCUCACCAUUCUACUAGUUUUAGUUUUGUUUAUGGUAAGGUCCUCAGUUCCUUCCACAUUGCCAAAUCAAAUAAUUUAUUCUCAGUGCUCAUCUUACUCUAUCAGCUUCAUUGGCAUACUUGAUCACUUCCCCUUCUUGAAACACUAUUUUUACUUUGCUUCUAGAACACUGUCUCUUAUUUAUCCUCUUUCCUUACUGGCUGCAUCCUCUCAAUUUCCUUUGCUGGUUUCUCCUCUUGUCAACUUCUAAGUGUUGAAAUGCCUAUUCUCAAACUGUAACUACUGUAUUCACUCUCUCCCAAGGUAAUUUUCUCAAUAAAAUGGUCUUAAAUACUA
Balaenoptera acutorostrata (minke whale) is the source of this 4960-nucleotide messenger RNA. It is a transcript of the gene CWF19L2, whose product is annotated as CWF19 like cell cycle control factor 2. The coding region runs from base 42 to 2717 and encodes 891 amino acids. Lineage: Eukaryota; Metazoa; Chordata; Mammalia; Artiodactyla; Balaenopteridae. Gene Ontology annotation, biological process: mRNA splicing, via spliceosome. The transcript is spliced from 18 exons. The record is from RefSeq and is a predicted model, not a curated record. Gene Ontology annotation, cellular component: post-mRNA release spliceosomal complex.